AUGCCUCACUUGUACCAAUUCAAUUACACCUCUAAAGCGGUAAGAAAACCUCACUUGAAGUUAUUAGAAAGAGGUACCAGCAGUGUGAACAGUGGUUUCAACUGCAAAAUUAAUACUCAGAUGCCGCAAUUAUUUAAAGUCUUUUCCUUACUGAGAAAGAAGAUUCAGAAAUUCAUUAGCUUUCCUAAAAGGGUAAUAACACGAAACGGCAAGAACGAGAAGGACCAACCUGAGCUAGUAAGUCUGUCACGUGAUAAUUAUGACGAUUGCAUACCUUUAUGUUGUGGGAACCCUCAGUAUAGGAUAAUUGGUAACGCCAUUAACUACAAGGCUGAUUGUUACAAGUGA
Molecule: messenger RNA, 348 nt
Organism: Kluyveromyces lactis
Lineage: Eukaryota; Fungi; Ascomycota; Saccharomycetes; Saccharomycetales; Saccharomycetaceae
Exons: 1
Coding region: 1-348 (115 amino acids)
Source: RefSeq, a predicted model, not a curated record